This is a messenger RNA of Protopolystoma xenopodis, 399 nucleotides long. The record is from the annotation of a GenBank genome assembly. NCBI's taxonomy places the organism in Eukaryota, Metazoa, Platyhelminthes, Monogenea, Polystomatidea, Polystomatidae.
UUAUCUUCAUCGAGUCCAGUUGCGUCUCGUUUUGACGAGACGUUCUUGCGGCCUCCUCCGAAUCCGGCACCAUCAGCUCCGCUGGCCGAGGCUGCCGCAUCGCCUCCGAACCUCGACCCCGCGACUCCUCCUCCUCCAAGCGAGCUGUGGAUUCCACGCGCCGCCGGGCCGGCCGUUUGGUUCCCCAACGCCAGCGAGGCGCUGUCUCCUCCCCGGCUUGCUAGCGACCUGUCCGGAGCAGCCGCCAACGCUGUUUCCACCCCAACCACCAACAACACCAACAUGACAGUCUCUUCUUCCUCUCCAUCGGCUGCGUCGGGCCCGCAUCUCCUCGACUGUGCCGCUCUUGUCAUGCUUUCUCUUCUGCUCACGAUUGCCAAGCUGGCCUGCGUCGGCUGA